UGCAGGGCUGAAGGAGGGAAAAAGUAAGAAUUUAAAGAGUGUGAGAAAGAGAAGGCUGGAGGAGGGGAAAAGAUCGGAGGUUCGUAUUGAAAAGUCGCUCGCUGCAACAGUUACUACAAGUAAUACAUGCUCUCACAUCCGGUUCUUAUUCGAGAAUCCGUCAGUCUUACUUCAACAUAGUAUUCCGGAAUACAGUCCAUUCAGCGCUUUCCAUUCUCCACGUUUUGUCUGUUUUUCCCACCAGUUCUUCUCCAUUCGGAUAACGUCAACUUCGGUUUUGCUUCGGAUCUUCGCCUUGCCUUUGUCGCUGUCUUCUUUUUACUUUUCUUCUUGUUCGCGACCAUGGCGAUUAACGAGAUCGUCACCGAUCCGUCUUUAUUGCCCGUGCUGCAGACCAGUGCCGAAACCCGGGAACAAUGUCAGAAGCUGCUGUCCUUGCUCAAUCCCACGGCGGAUGCCUCAUCGUCUGAGCCUCCAGAGAACCUGGCUCUCGCAGUAUCUAGACAACAAAAGCAGUUAUUUGCCGUACUGGCCCAGCUCCGGGGUCAGAAUCGCGACGCGAUCUUCGGGGUUCGGGAUACGAAACAAUUGACAGCAGAGGCGCGCCAGGAGAUUGAUCGGUUACAUCUUCAGCUGCAGAAUUUGUACUAUGAGCAGAGACAUCUGACAGGGGAGAUUGCGGCUUGCGAGUCUUACGAUCACAAAUACCUCUCGCUGCCCUUGAUCCCCGUCGAAGAGUUUCUGGCCCUACACCCCGAACACGAAGAAUCCAACGAACAUGAACUUAUGAUCGCGCGUAUCAACCACGAACAUGCUGAACGGGAGAAGCUUGAACAAGCUCGACAGGAGCUGUUGAAGCGCAAACAGGCUCUGAUCGCAGAGAACAAGAAGCGCAAAGACGACCUGGCCAGUUUGGACCAGGAUCUGGAGCGGUUUAUCGAUGCCGCGAAACCAAUCCAGAAACUCUUUGAGAAGGAGUAUUAGGCCCAUAAUGAUGGUUCGUACACUGUUAAGAUACCCGAUUAAACCUUACAAUUAGCAUGGCAUAGGCGUUGGAUGAUUUCCCCGGGAUAGACCUUGAAAUUAAACUAUAAUACGUUCACACCAAUUGCAGAUUUAUUUAAUAUAUGCUCCG
Molecule: messenger RNA, 1135 nt
Organism: Aspergillus ruber CBS 135680
Lineage: Eukaryota; Fungi; Ascomycota; Eurotiomycetes; Eurotiales; Aspergillaceae
Exons: 3
Coding region: 343-984 (213 amino acids)
Biological process (GO): positive regulation of DNA-templated transcription, elongation; mRNA export from nucleus
Cellular component (GO): THO complex part of transcription export complex
Molecular function (GO): mRNA binding
Source: RefSeq, a predicted model, not a curated record